This is a messenger RNA of Rhodamnia argentea, 656 nucleotides long. RefSeq lists its product as uncharacterized. NCBI's taxonomy places the organism in Eukaryota, Viridiplantae, Streptophyta, Magnoliopsida, Myrtales, Myrtaceae. The transcript has a single exon. The coding region runs from base 127 to 519 and encodes 130 amino acids. The record is from RefSeq and is a predicted model, not a curated record.
UAUAAAAGUAAACUUCUGGGGCCAUUACCCUUAAGGACCCCCUUGCUAUAAAACUAAACCUACCUAACCCCUCUACCACAAAACAUUAAAUAAGAAAGAAAGCAAGAAAAAGAACCCCCUCUCAUCAUGGCCUAUGGGAGAAGAAGCACAAGCUCCUCAAUCUCAGAUGUCUUCACUCUCAAUCCACUACCAUAUCCGGUCCUUGCGAUCCUGGCAGUGAUCUCCAUCUUUCUAGGCAUAUCUUGGUACUUCAGCUAUGAAUCGGUGGUCGAAACCGCUGAAGAGCAGACGGGAUGGAUCCUCUUAGCGGUUCCUAUCGUUCUGAUACUGCUUGUGAGGCUCCUGUCAUCCAUGGAUGAUCCGCAGAGCUUGUUCACCGGAUCACCAUGGGGCCGGCGCAGGGCAACCUACGGCCCUCCGGCCGAGGGCAGCUCGCCAUGGGGCGUGGCUGCUCUCAUCGUGCUCCUCCUUGUUUUGCUCCAGUAUCAGUCUAGCUUUCUCGAGAGCUGGUUUGUUUGAAGCUUUUGAAGAUGAUGAUGUCAAAGUCCUAAACUUGAGGUGUUUAUGUUAGUCUUUCCUUUUUCUUUUUCUUGGAUGGAGUGAUCAAGAAGUGGGGUUUCAGUAAAAUGGAUGAUACUGAUAUAGAGAGUUCUAUG